UUACUUAGGGCAGACCGACUCGAGUCACGGACAACGAGAUUAUCGCCGGAACACACUUCGCACACAACGGACGCUGCUGUUGCUGGAGAAACUCCGAUCUCGCCGCAGUUGUAAGCAGAAUUUAUCCAUCUUCGAGACUCGUUGAGACGCGGACGAAGAAGAAAGUCGAAAAUGUCUUCCCGCAAAACAGCCGGACGUCGUGCGACGACGAAGAAACGCGCUCAGCGCGCGACAUCGAAUGUCUUCGCCAUGUUCGAUCAGGCCCAAAUCGCCGAGUUCAAGGAGGCCUUCAACAUGAUCGACCAAAAUCACGAUGGUUUCGUCGACAAGGAAGACCUCCACGACAUGCUCGCGUCUCUAGGAAAAAAUCCGACCGACGAUUACCUCGAGGGUAUGAUGAACGAGGCCCCAGGACCGAUCAACUUCACCAUGUUCCUUACGCUCUUCGGCGAACGACUUCAGGGCACCGAUCCUGAGGACGUGAUCAAGAACGCAUUUGGUUGCUUCGACGAGGAGAACACGGGCAACAUAAACGAGGAACGUCUCAGAGAAUUGCUCACAACGAUGGGAGAUCGAUUCACGGACGACGAUGUCGACGAGAUGUACCGUGAGGCGCCGAUCAAGGGAUCGAUGUUCGACUACAUCGAGUUCACCCGAAUCCUGAAACACGGGGCAAAGGAUAAGGACGAGCAGUAGAUUGCAAAACGCGAGAAAUGUGAGCCUGGGAUUGAAGUACGAGACGGAGAAUAGCAAGAUUAACAACGGAGAGAUCGCGAAAAUUAAGCGAAAAAGGAUAUUUCAUACCGAAAUUCAAACACCAGCCCGCGCGACAGUCGCCCACCCAUUUCCACUUUCCUAUAUUAUACUUCUAAAGUAAUUUUCUUAUUUUCCUUUCAUUCGGUUGCAUUCUUAUUUCUGAAUAUUGACGAAGCAAACAUGUUAUUUAUACAUGCGCGGUAUGUGUGCGUGUGUAUGUGUAUAAAUCUACAACGUGGUGCAACGUUCAUGUACAGAGCGAUGAUAUGGCGCAGGUGUUCCCUCCACUCGCGAUUUGACCGAGACGGAAAAAUUAAACGAUUCGAAUUACUGGAUGGUUCUCUUUUUCUCGAUAAAACCGAAAAAACUAAAAAAAUGCCACAUCGUAUAAUUAUAUUUGCUAUGCAUACUAUUUAAUACUGUAUAAGUUGCCUUAUUAAUUUUAAUAUGUACUAAGAUCAGUGAGUGCGAUAUGUUUUUACCUCAUUACGCCGCUGAUCCACUAUAAAUAGAAAAAUUCGUAGACGAAUUAGGAUUUGUUUUUUUAUUAUUAUUAUUGUUAUUAUUAGCGAACGGGAUUUCAAACCUGAAUUCAAUAGACUAUGAAGACUUGAUAGGAAUUCGACAAUAAUAAAAUAGAAUUCACGGAAGUUUUACGCGUAGAAA
Molecule: messenger RNA, 1422 nt
Organism: Diprion similis
Lineage: Eukaryota; Metazoa; Arthropoda; Insecta; Hymenoptera; Diprionidae
Gene: sqh
Product: myosin regulatory light chain sqh
Exons: 4
Coding region: 172-696 (174 amino acids)
Biological process (GO): locomotion; post-embryonic development
Cellular component (GO): cytoplasm; myosin II complex
Molecular function (GO): calcium ion binding; myosin heavy chain binding
Source: RefSeq, a predicted model, not a curated record